AUGAUUCCAAAACUGUUCGGAUCAAAUCCUGCUCAUUGUUCAGGUCCAUCACACGGAGCCGAAGUCCAUGGAGAAGUUCAUGAUAUUAGCUACUAUUUAAAAUGCAUGGUCGGAGGGGUAUUUGCAUGUGGUCUCACACAUACUGCGGUUGUCCCUAUUGAUAUUGUUAAAUGCAGGCUACAAGCUGACCCCACAAAACUGAAAGGUAUGGGAGACGCUUAUAGAGCGCUCAACGCAAAUGGAAAGUCUUGAAUGACCCUUGGCUGGCUCCCGACAUUUAUUGGAUACUCUUUUCAAGGUAUGGCCAAAUACGGUUUUUAUGAAGUUUUUAAAGAUUUAUAUGGAGGAGUUGCAGAAUCGUUUUUAGGACCUGAAAAGGCUUAUUCAUUAAGAACUUUGCUUUAUGCCCUUUCAUCUGCUUCUGCUGAAUUUUUCGCUGAUAUUCUGUUAUGCCCAUUCGAAGCAGUAAAAGUAAGAAUCCAAACAAGCCCAGAAGGAGCAUUCCCGACCACUUUUGGCCCUGCUUGGAGCAAAAUUUCAGCAAAUGAAGGGUUUAAAGGCUUUUAUAAAGGUAUUACUCCACUUUGGUGUAGACAAAUUCCAUACACUAUCAUGAAAUUUGUAGUAUUUGAGAGAACUGUAGAAUUUAUUUUCAAAAAUAUUUUGCAUGCAACUAGAGAUGACUAUGGCAAAAAAUUCAACUUAAUCCCCUAUUUAAAUAUAAGCAAAAUUUUUUUAAUGCCUAUUGAGGAAAUUAAAGCAGCUCUCAUUCCUAAACAUAAUUUUAAAGAUAAGAUUAGUUUUCUAUUGAAAUAAUGCCAUAGUGAUUUUUAAAACCUAAAAACCAUUGAAAAAAGUUAAGUCUUAAGGGCGAGCAAAAAAAUAUUGUUCGCCUUAAAGAGGAGAUUUAGGAAUUACAUUUUUGUCUGGCUAUAUUGCUGGUGUUAUUUGUGCAUUGGUAAGUCAUCCUGCGGAUACACUAUUUACAGCAUAUAAUAAGAAGCAAACUCAAGGUGCAUUUAUGGAAGAAAUUAAGAAGAUAUAUCAUGAAAUGCCAGCUGGAGGUCUUUGGAAGGGACUUGCUCCGAGAAUUGUUAUGAUUGGAACACUUACAGGUUUUCAAUGGUGGCUUUAUGAUACUUGGAAGACUUGGUGGGGACUUAAGCCAACUGGAUCAACAGGACCUAAGAAAUAA
Messenger RNA from Blepharisma stoltei, 1195 nucleotides. Lineage: Eukaryota; Ciliophora; Heterotrichea; Heterotrichida; Blepharismidae. The record is from the annotation of a GenBank genome assembly.